Molecule: messenger RNA, 2359 nt
Organism: Ruditapes philippinarum (Manila clam)
Lineage: Eukaryota; Metazoa; Mollusca; Bivalvia; Venerida; Veneridae
Product: GRAM domain-containing protein 4-like
Exons: 16
Coding region: 1-1632 (543 amino acids)
Biological process (GO): apoptotic process; negative regulation of toll-like receptor 9 signaling pathway
Source: RefSeq, a predicted model, not a curated record
AUGCAUAUCUUUGACUCUUUGUUCUGUACUAGUUCCCAACACUUACAGAUUGUAAACAUUGAGAGUGUAAGUUGUAAACGUGUUAGCAGGAAUAGUGUUAGAAUUAACAGCAUUAUAAUCAAGAGUGUUAGCAGUAAACUUGUUAGUAGCAAGUUCAUUAGCAGCAAAUCUCCAGCAGGGACAAGAGUGACAAAACCGAAUGCUUCAUCAGUAGGAGAGUCUGGUGAAGGAAGUCGGGUUGUACAGCCUGUUUUAGAGAAUCAAGUUUCCCAGCCACGUUCCAGGUUUGAUAAACUGUUUGAACGUACAUGCGAGGUUGUUUAUGAUGUCCUUGAAGAUUUUAAUGACAUGACCCGUCCAGAUGACAAUAAAGGACAACCAGAUGAACCACUCAGUGUGAAAACGUUAAAGGAAAAUAUCAGAAGGUUCAAGACUGCUGUGAAACCUAUAACAGACACCUGGAAAGGUUUAUUCAAUCUUUUCAACUGGAGAAACCGGUCUUAUACUUUAUUUGUCUUCCUUAUACAUAUGUAUUGUGUUUGGAGAGGGUGGUUUUUGCCACUUCUUUUCUUUCUUGGUGCAGUUAGAAUGGUUGUUAAUUUUCUACAUUUUAAAGGAUACACAUUCCAUUUUGCAUACUUGGAUUCAGGUGAACUUGAGAAGGAAACAGAUGAUUCUUUGGGUCUGUCAGAUAAAUUUAAUCUUGUGUUGUUAGUAGCUACCAAAGUUCAGAAUGGUUUAGGUUCUGUGGCUGACAAUCUUGAGAAAGUGAAGAAUAUGUUAACAUGGAGACAUAGGGAAGGAUCAAAGCGAGUCCUCCUAGUUUUAUGUAUGGGUUUUGUGAUGACAGCUAUAAUGCCUACCUCAAUAUUCUGGAAAUUUAUAGGUCUAGGAUUUGGUGUGAAGAUAUUUAUAGUGAACUACAUCUACAAUCGUUACCCGAGGAUCAAGAAAAGAUAUGAUUCAAACUAUAAACUCUGGAUUACAGUGCCCACUGAUGCUCAAUAUGAGAAAAACUUUGUUAAAGCUGAGAUGGAUAAGUAUAUAGUAAUCCCGAGAUCGGACAGUGAGUUAGAGAGAUCUAUGGAACACUUAUCUGAUUUAGAUUCUAGUGAAGAUGAGGACAGUGCUGAGUUCAGACAGGUGUUUUCCUUGCCAAUUACAGAAUGUCCACAGCGAGGAUGGUUAAGUGGAAAGAGAACUGUGCUGAUAGGAAAAGACAGAUCAGUAAUUACCUUACUGUCCAAGAAAAGGGGAAAACUUUUCCUUACUAAUAGUUUCCUGUGUUUUGAAAGGGAGAAAACUCCAUCUGCCAGGAAUAUUGUUAUACCUCUUCAAGAUAUAGUCAGAGUUGACAAGGUGAAAAUAAAUCAAAGGAUGCCAGGUAAAGGAAUGGCCAUUCAAAUACUCAUAAAUAGUGAAGGAAAAGAAAACGUUCUUACAUUUGGGGGUGUUAUUGGUCGAGAUGAAGUUGUCAAAAGUAUAAACCAGUCUAUAAGAAAUGUAAAGCAAGAGAGACAGUCACCCAGACGUUCCAGUGAUAACAUCAGCAGACGGUCAUUAGACAGUGUGUCGUCAAGGAUACAGAAUUUUACAUUCGGAGCAUAUUAUGUUGAUUCUGAUUCCGAUUAAAAUCAAUCUAUUUUAUAUCUUGAAAUAUUUUUUAUAUUUCUGAAAUCUAAUACUCGGCCAUUUUAACUUUUAUUAUGCCAACAGCAUAAAAUAAAGUAAGACCCUGUUACACAUACACCAUGGUACAGUCUAAUCAAACUCAGGUACUUCUAGCUGUGUAAUUGGUGUGUGAUUAAAAUUUCUAUCAAAACCAAGGAACAGUGUAAAAACAAGAACUAUUUUUUUACACAAUUUAGUUAGGAGUGGGUGGGGGUGUGUUUGGGAAUAAAUUUCAAUGGACAUUUCCAAAUUUAAAGCAGGGCAAGUAGUGAAAUAAAGUUAUUAGAGAUUAUUUUAAAGACUACAGAGUUAUUCCAUUUAAGAAGUAACAGAAGGCUCUGUAAAGGUGAAGCCAUUUGUUGAUGUAAGCUUAAAGGGUAAAUGAAUAAAUACACAGCACCUGGUUUAAAGUCAAAUUUGAAAGAAACUGAUAUAUGUAGUAAUUUUAGAACGGGUAGAAGGAGGGAUGAACCUGCAACCUCUUGUUUUGUAGUCAUACAAUGAAAACAUUGGACCACUGUAUGUAAUUGUUUAUCAGUUUAAAAGGCCAUAAGAGAUUGCUCACUUACAUUGCUUUAUGAAACAUAACAAAAUAGUGCAUAAUGAAACAUUGCCCAAUGAAACUGCUUCAUAAAACAUUGCUUUAUGAAACAUGGCUCCAUGAAACAUCACUUUAUGAAACAUGGCU